GGUUCCCUCGAUGAUCUCAAACGUUGCAACGAUGUACGCUUUGCUGUUCUUGAUUGCCUUUGGUUCGCCGAUAUUCUGUGCGGUUUCCACAUAUGCCGAUUACGGAAAAAGAAUCGUCUCGGAGUCAGCGAGAUUCCCGGAACCGGCAGAAUCCAGGAUUAUUGGAGGGGAGAAGGUCGCCAUAGAGGAAUAUCCAUUUGCGGUCUCGUUGCAGAACAAUGGUACGUUUUUCGGUCACCAAGUUGAGCAUUUCUGCGGCGGCAGUAUCGUCGGGGAAAAGUGGAUAAUAACGUCGGCGCAGUGCGCUCUCAGGCUAGAAGUGAAGGCAUUUCACGUGAGAGCGGGCACGUCGCGUUAUUACGAGGGUGGUGACAUUUAUGGUGUCCAAAGCGUCGUGAUACAUCCCGCUUUUAACGCAAUUAAUUACGACUACGACGUUGGUCUCGUUGAGCUGUCCGACAGUAUAACGUACGAUAGCACGAAGCAGCCCAUUAAAUUGCCCAAAACACAUUCGAUGAUCGACGACGAUUCGCUGGUUAAAGUUCUCGGUUGGGGUAUAUUCGAGUUAUUCGGUCCGGUCUCGGACGUACUUUUACAUAGUACGAUGCGGAAAAUUAAUAACCAGGACUGUGAGGAAGCUAGUGGUGGUGACUUAUUAACCAACAGGAUGUUUUGUGCCUUAUCGGACACUGCUAGACCCUGCGUCGGGGAUUCUGGCUCACCUCUCAUUUUUCAGGGCACAUUAUUCGGGGUGGUGUCCUGGAGUCGAUCAUGCGACAGGCAGUAUCCAACUGCUUUUACAGCUAUAGCAGAACUAAAAGAUUGGAUCACCGACAUAACCAGUAUAUCUUGAUUUCCCGUGUAUUCGAGAUCGUAACGCGAUGUAGGAUAUAUUACGACUCCCUUGUAAUAUUUGCUGCAUUGUAAUGCAGCUUCCUUUGUGAUAUUCUGAAAGAACUUCAAGUUCCUGUAGAUUUUAUAGUAGAACAGUCUUCUUCGAAAUGUCUUGAAUUUGAAAUGUAUCUUAAAAUAAUGGGGAAUAUGUGAAUUAAUUUUUCAAGAGAGGUAGAUGUAUGGUAUCUUCGAUGAGUAAUAUCACUGUAUAAAAUAUGUAUAUAUCCUGUAUAUAUAAUUGCACGAUA
Bombus terrestris (buff-tailed bumblebee) is the source of this 1142-nucleotide messenger RNA. Its product is annotated as trypsin-7-like. The record is from RefSeq and is a predicted model, not a curated record. The transcript is spliced from 7 exons. The coding region runs from base 11 to 853 and encodes 280 amino acids. Lineage: Eukaryota; Metazoa; Arthropoda; Insecta; Hymenoptera; Apidae. Gene Ontology annotation, molecular function: serine-type endopeptidase activity. Gene Ontology annotation, biological process: proteolysis.